CGGGUGUCGCGGGUGUCGCGGGCGGAUCAAGGGGGCCGCACCGGUGUGUUGCUCACGCUGCCAUGGGCCACGGCAGAACACGAAGAGGAUGGACCUUCAAGAGGCCCUGCUCUUCACGGUCUUGCCAUGUGUCGACGACGAGGCAGAGCUGCCACUGGUGUUGCAACAGCUGCGACAAAGACGGUUGAAGGAAGCCCGCGCAGCGUUGGAGACGUGGCUGGCUUCGUCGCUGCUGCAGCAGCGCCAGGGGAAGGAGGCCACGAAGAGCUCGGCGGACGUUGGCUCGCCGGGUCAGAAGCGGGAGGUCGACGUGCCCUCCGCGCGCCCGAAGACGGGCGCCAGGCCCUCGCCGCGCUGUUCGGUCACCUCGCCCUGUUCGGACCCGGAGCUCGAGGUCACCUGGACGUGGACCUCGACGGGUUCCGCGCGCCGUCCUUGGGGCGGGUGCCGUCCUGCGGGCGGAGUCGAGCUGAAGGAGGUGACAUCCAUGAGGAACGCGGGUGGAAGAGGGCACGCAGAGUGCCGGUGCCCGAGCGUUCAUCGCUUCGACUUCGAAAGCGAGGAUGCUGUCGUAGAUGCUGUCGAGCAUCGGCGUUCAGAGGUUCAUGUGGAUGCAGGCGUGGAUGCACCUGGGAUGCGAGCGCAGCACAAGCAGCUCAGAAUCGAAGGCGAAUGCUUAGAUCACCCCUACUUUCCCAGCCAUGUUUUCUUGUCCAACAGGUGCCAUGAACGUACAGGAGGAGCAGGUGCAAGUGGUGUGCAGGCACAAGAAACCUGUGCAAACCAACAUUGCACGAUUGCGCAAGAAGCUCUGAUGAGACAAGAUGAAGAGGAUUCUCCAAAUUGUACCGAUGCACAUGGGGCAAAGAUGCAAAGCCAUGAACACGCUGCGCAUUCCGUACAAGGAGUACAAGUUGAGGGUACACCUUCCAUUGGCACAGGGCAAGUGGUCUCGAAUUCGGCUUCGACUGAUGAUGGACCUCCGACCUUCGGCAAUAUGAGUGCUGUGUGUUGUUUGCAGCCCUUGGCGGACGUGACCCCUUCCAAGCAAAGACUGCCUUUUCAUUUUCCUGUGCCAAGUAUGUCAGCCGGCACUCAUGGUGGUCGUAAUGAUGUUGCGAGAGGAGUUGGAGGUGACAUUGCGACCACGGGUCAAGAAUGUCACAGUGAUAACAGGGAGGACGCUAUGUCGGGCCCAAGUACAAGCAAUACAGAGGCUGGUACACCCACAGUUGGCACACAUAAUAUGCUGUCCAAGCGUGUCCGACUCCAUUCUACACCCAGCAUUGUAGAAGGUCAACGCUGUGUAGAUGCCCAGUAUCUUUCCUGUGGUGAUCAUUCGGCGAGCAAGUGCGAAGGAGCAGGCACGAGUGCGAAGCAGCAACACGGGACCGGUGCGGAAGCAGCUUCGACCAGAGAAGAGGACUAUGGAGAGGAGGGACUUGCAGAGGGACUUGCACCAUCCAGAUUCCGACAGGCUGACAAGCCGAUCACAGGUGAACGACCGAUGAGCUUCGACCUACCUGGGCUGGUCGCUGAGGAGCCCGGCGCGGAGCCGGACGCGAUGCUGCUGGUGCCAGGUGGGCGCGGAGGUCUCCGACACCACAGAACGAGCAGCCGAGAGGGCGGCCGUGAGCGAUCGCUCAGCAGCGCUCCGACCACCAGCCCCGUGUCCACCGCGGCGGACGCGGACCAGGUGGAUGAAAAGGCUGAAAGUCCGGACGGCGCGGGCCGUGCGACGCCCGAAGUGCUGGAAGCACCCGUACCUGCCGGUGAAGCCACUGCGUCCGCAGACCUGUGGCCAUGGCCGAACCCGCGCGCACCACACGCGCGGCGGGCCAGUACUGGAGCAGUGCGGCCGCGGCCACAAGCGUUGGAGCUGGACUUGGAGGCGCCACGGACCGGCUCCGAGCCGCGCCGCCGCGCGGGCUCCGAGGAGCUGUGGCGCCCUGUCGCGUCGACGCCAGGACGACGGCACAGUGGACCGUCGAGGGUGGAGGGGAACGUGGCGCAGAAGGUCGCCGUGUACGAGGCCUUCCGGAAGAGCUCGCCGCGCAGGGCGGCCUCGGAGGCUUCGGCGGGCUCCGGUAGCUCCGGGGGCUCCGGGCGCUCCGGCCGGGGCGGCUCAGGAGGCGGCGCGGAGGAAGCCAGUGCUCCUGGCAGCCCGACGGAGCGGUCGAAGCAGUGGGUCUUGGACUGUUUAGUGGAUGCAGGCGCUUUGCAGGUGCUGCAGAUGGGAGAACGCGAGGAGGCGGAGCAAGGCCAGUUCGGCCGCGAGACGAUGGAACUGGAACCGGUGGGCAAAACGUGGACUGGAAGCUCCAUGCGGAGUGACGAGGCCAGUACGCCUUCCCACCCUGUGGGCAGCCCAGAGAUGAUUCUGAAGCUGCAGGAGCAGUUGAGACUGCAAAGCUCAAAGUUCCAGUCCGAAAAUGAAGAGCGAAAGGAGCUGGAACUCAGACUGCAACAGCAUGAGGAGGCCUUGGACGCCUUGCGCCACCUGGAGGCACAGCUUGGGCCAAAGAAGGAGAAAGAGGAGGCAGGAGUAGAAGCAACGAAAGAACAGAAGGAGACGGAGGACAAACGCAAGGAGAAGGCAGAGAAACAGAAGGCCUUUGCGCAGAAGAAAGCGGAGGAGGCACCCAAAGAAGAAGCCAAGAAGGAGAUGGAGGAGAAGGAGAAGAAGGAGGAGAAAAGCCAGCAAAAGGGGAAAUGCCAGGACAAGGGGAGCAAAGGCAAAGGCAAAGGGAACCCUCCCAAAGGGAAGGGCAAAGGCGAAGGAUCUGUGGAGCCCCGGAUGCCGGAGGUUCCACUGAAGAUUGCGAUGAAGAAGCUCUUUUGGAAUCCUUUGAAGCUGGGAAAGACCGCCUCAGUCUGGGAGCGGAUCUACGAGCGUUACGCGGAGAGGAUGCAACACCCGGACUUCGACCCCACGACCGGAAGCCACUUCGACCGGAUGGAGCUGGAAGCCCACUUCGCAGAGGCCCUCGGUGGAUCCUCGCCCCAAAAGACGCGGGCCUCGCUCGCGCCGCUCACGAACCACCGACGUGUCUUGGAGGAGAAGAGACGACGGGAGCUGUGGUUCAUGCUCGCCUUGAUGCCCGGCAGCGACCAGCUCCUGAGGGCCGUGGCCUACAUGGACGACGAGAUCCUGAAGCCCGACAAGGUGGAACUCUUGCAGAUGAAUCUUCCCACCGCUGCGGAUGUGGAGUUGAUCGAAACCUCACUGAUGAACAGCCCCCUGGCGGAAGGUGAGACCUGGGAUGUUCCAGAAGAGUUCGCCUUGUCCAUCUCCAAGAUCCCGCAGUACGCCACACGGGUGAAGAUGUGGAGCUUCCUGAACUCCGUGGGCGCGGCCAUCGCACGCUUGCGCCUGGCACAGAAGGAGCUCUUUGAGGCUGCGAAGGUGCUUUUGACGUCCGAGUCCUUGGAGAAGAUCUUGGGCUUGGUGCUCUUCGUGGGGAAUUACCUGAACGGCGGCACGGCGCGGGGAAGGGCCGAUGGCUUCGACCUCGAGGCGCUGCCGAAGUUGGCCAAGCUCCGCGGCAGAGGACAUGAUACGCUGCUGGACUUCUUGGUCUCCCAGGCGGAGAGGGCUUGCCUGGUGCAGCUGUUUGAGCCUGACCGGGAACUGGAGGUGCUGCGUCGCGCCCGGGCGCACGCCGUGGCCGACGCGGUGGAGGAGACGAAGAGCUGGAUCAGUCAAGCCGAAGGCUUUUUGCCCCACGAGGCUCCGAGUGAGGCUCCAAUGCGCAUGCGCCAGGAGCAGGUCCAGAAGAGUUUGGGAGAGCUUCAGGAGGUCUUGGCCACGUUUGGAGAGUGGCAAGAGAAAUACGAGGAACUUUGUCAAUGGUUCCAGAUGCAGGAUGUCCGGCAGCGGCCCUCGGAGGAGUUCUUUAGCCUUUGGGAGAGUUUCCUGAGUGACUUGAAGAGAGCCUGGGAAGGUUAUCAGCGAGCGCAAGAAGCCAAGACACCUCGAAGGUCGAAGUCCUUACCACCGAGGCGGCGCAGCGCUCCAAUCCUCUCAGCACCCCACGGAGUGCAAGGCAGCAAGACGCCCUGCUCCUCCCCACGCUUUGCGGGCGGAAACUGCGACGUGCGCUACGUGCGGUACCCCCGCCGGCGCACUGCCAUUGGCAGUGCUAGUUGGGCAGAUCCUCCCGAAGGGCUCGCUGGGCUCACCGGGCUCGCUGAGAAGGAGCCCGCUUAGGUGGCCAGCUUUCUUAAAGAAAGGUUGGGCUCGAUUGAGAGAGCAAAGCAGGCGGAGCCGCCUAGAAUUGGUUCGACGCGCAGGGCUUCUGGGUGAGGAGGUCUGGCUUUGAGAUCUACGAAGA
Messenger RNA from Durusdinium trenchii, 4334 nucleotides. Lineage: Eukaryota; Dinophyceae; Suessiales; Symbiodiniaceae. The record is from the annotation of a GenBank genome assembly.